AUGAAUGACCUACCCACUGCUAUCCCACGAGGAUCGUGGGUGCUCGUUACAGGAGCGAACUGCUACACUGGCAGCCAUGUGGUUAUUGAGCUGCUCAACCGAGGGUUCCACGUGCGCGGAACGGUCAGAAACCUCGAAUACAGCAAAUGGCUUCUUGAGCAUCCUUCAGUCAAGUCAUUUGCUGAUCAGGAGAAAGUGGAAUUGGUUCUUGCCGACACAUCAAAACCAGGAGACUUCGACGAGGCAGUCAAGGGAGUCUCGGCUGUAGUUCAUCUUGGAAACAUUGGGGAGCAAACACCAGAUCCCAAUGUGGCUUUCCCAUCAGCAAUCGAGGCUGCCUUGACUGUUUGUCGAUCUGCCGCCAAGGAACCCACUAUCAAGCGGUUCGUUCUCGCGUCAGGACUUUGGUCAGCGAUAUGGCCAAGACCGGGGGAUUCGUCGACCAUCAAUCAAGAAACGUGGAACGAAGAUUUAGUCAAGAUGGCGAAUUUGCCUCCGCCAUAUGAGUUGACUCGCGUGCUUGUGACCUAUCUUGCUGCCAGGGUCGAUGCGGAAAAGGCGGUAUGGAAAUUUGUUCAAGACGAAAAACUCCCUUGGGUAGUCAAUUCUGUGAGCCCAUGCUGGACGCUAGGCGACCCAUUACAUGCGAGACACUAUGGACCUAUGCCGACUCAGCUGUUGCAGCAAUUGUAUCUCGGGAAGAUUGAAGCGCUCAGAGAGAACACAACAGUUUACUAUACACACGUGUCGGACGUGGCUGUUAUCUACGCCGCUGCCGUUAUCGACCCUGACGUGAAGGGUACUCGCAUCCAAGCUCUGGCAAAACCAUUCAACUGGAACAAUGCGCUAGCAAUUAUGCGCGACGCGUAUCCUGAGGAAGACUUUGAGGAAGACUUCAUUCCUGGAGAUCCUACCUUAUCAUACAAGAUCGAGAACGACAUUGCGCCAGGGCUGCUGCAGAAGUGGGCUGGGAGAGAUUGGAUCACCCUUGAGAAGGGCAUCACGGAAACAAUUGACUUUUCUCGAAAGAUUGGUAAUUUGGACUAA
Molecule: messenger RNA, 1047 nt
Organism: Fusarium pseudograminearum CS3096
Lineage: Eukaryota; Fungi; Ascomycota; Sordariomycetes; Hypocreales; Nectriaceae
Exons: 2
Coding region: 1-1047 (348 amino acids)
Molecular function (GO): oxidoreductase activity, acting on the CH-OH group of donors, NAD or NADP as acceptor
Source: RefSeq, a predicted model, not a curated record